Messenger RNA from Aplosporella prunicola CBS 121167, 1479 nucleotides. RefSeq lists its product as uncharacterized. Lineage: Eukaryota; Fungi; Ascomycota; Dothideomycetes; Botryosphaeriales; Aplosporellaceae. Gene Ontology annotation, cellular component: mitochondrion; cytosol. The record is from RefSeq and is a predicted model, not a curated record. The transcript is spliced from 3 exons. Gene Ontology annotation, biological process: glucose 6-phosphate metabolic process; intracellular glucose homeostasis; glycolytic process. Gene Ontology annotation, molecular function: mannokinase activity; ATP binding; glucokinase activity. The coding region runs from base 1 to 1479 and encodes 492 amino acids.
AUGGUCGGUCUUGGUCCUAGGAAGCCCCCUUCGCGUAAGGGUUCCAUGGCCGAUGUGCCCAAGGACCUUCUCCAGACCAUCAAGCGCCUGGAGGACACCUUCACCGUCCCUGCGGAGAAGCUCAAUGAGAUCACGGACCACUUCGUUAAUGAAUUGACCAAGGGUCUCACCAAGGAGGGCGGAAACAUCCCCAUGAACCCGACUUGGUGCAUGGGCUUCCCCACCGGCCAUGAGACCGGUACCUUCCUCGCCCUCGACAUGGGCGGCACCAACCUCCGUGUUUGCGAGAUCAACCUGCCCGAGGAGAAGGGCGAGUUUGACAUCAUCCAGUCCAAGUACAAGAUGCCUGAGGAGUUGAAGACGGGCACUGCCCAGGAGCUGUGGGACUACAUCGCCGACUGCCUGCAGCAGUUCGUCGAGUACCACCACGAGGGCGAAUCGCUGCACUCAAUUCCCCUGGGUUUCACAUUCUCGUACCCCGCGUCGCAAGACUACGUCGACCACGGUGUGCUGCAGAGGUGGACGAAGGGUUUUGAUAUCGACGGCGUGGAGGGCAAGGACGUUGUUCCUCCUUUCGAGGCUGCGCUGAAGGAGAGGGGUGUUCCCAUCAAGUUGACUGCCCUGAUCAACGACACCACGGGUACGCUCAUUGCCUCCGCUUACACCGAUGAUCGCAUGAAGAUUGGCUGUAUCUUCGGCACUGGCUGUAACGCAGCCUACAUGGAGAACUGCGGCUCCAUCCCCAAGCUUGACCACAUGAAGCUUGACCCCGAUGCUCUCAUGGCCAUCAACUGCGAGUGGGGCGCUUUCGACAACGACCACAAGGUCCUCCCUCUUACGAAGUACGACCACCAAAUCGAUAACGAGUCCCCUCGUCCCGGCCAGCAGGCUUUCGAGAAGAUGAUUGCCGGUCUUUAUCUCGGUGAGGUUUACCGUCUGGUCCUGCUUGACCUUCACGAGGACCCCGGUGCGCACCUGUUCGAGGGCCAGGAUGUCAGCAAGCUCAAGAAGGCCUACAGCAUGGACGCUUCGUUCCUUGCUCAGAUCGAAGAGGACCCCUUCGAGAACUUGCAAGAAACCUACGACCUCUUCGUCAGGCAGCUCAGCAUCAAGCCCAACAAGCCCGAGUUGGAACUGUGCCGUCGCCUCGCCGAGCUGAUCGGUACGCGCGCCGCCCGCUUGUCGGCCUGCGGUGUCGCCGCUAUCUGCAAGAAGAAGGGCUGGGACGAGUGCCACGUCGGUGCCGACGGCUCCGUCUUCAACAAGUACCCGCACUUCAAGGCGCGCGGUGCCCAGGCUCUGCGCGAGAUCUUCGGCUGGGCCAAGGGCAAGCGCGACCCCAUCGAGAUUGUCCCCGCCGAGGAUGGUUCCGGUGUCGGUGCCGCCUUGAUUGCCGCUCUCACGUUGAAGCGUGUCCAGGAGGGUCAAUACGCCGGUAUCCGGGACCCCCAGGGCAUGCUUGAGAGCGCGGGCAAAUAA